This is a messenger RNA of Trichobilharzia szidati, 788 nucleotides long. NCBI's taxonomy places the organism in Eukaryota, Metazoa, Platyhelminthes, Trematoda, Strigeidida, Schistosomatidae. The record is from the annotation of a GenBank genome assembly.
UGACCAUGAAGGGAACAUCCAAGAAUGGAAUUACGCGUGCGAAUUCUACUCUAAACUGUUACCAAACGGUAGGAAUAUUUUUAUAAAUUUGAAAAGGUUACACUGAAAAAAUCAAGUAUACGAUCUUAACGAGUAUAAUGAUUCUGAUGACGUUCGCGAUCACACUGACGUUAUAUUACAUAGAAAGUCUUAAGAAUCAGUUUCAAAAAAUUUACAUGACAAUUAUCUUCAUGAUACUUGGUCUAAUCCCUAUAUUACUGGCACUGUUUGUUAAGAAACUUAGAAAGAACAAGUUACUGAUUUAUGGCCUCUUUCUAUUGACUGUGUUCUUUUGGUCUUUUGCAUUACCUCCUGCAUCUAUAUUUGCUGAGAAAUGGAGUAUGCUGUCAUGCCUCGUUGCAAUAUUCACAGGUUUAUCGUCGGUAGAAGGUGGAUACAAAUUCAAGACAAUUAGUAGGAAGGCGGUGCUGGUUAUUCUCGUUUCGGCAGCGGUGUCAAUGUUGCUGGGUGUGAUUCUAUUUGCAGUGAUUACAUUAUUAAAUUCUCUUGAAGUACUGAAAUUUGUUUCCGGCGCGUUUUUUGUAUUGGGUGGAAUGCUAGUGUUGUUUCUAGUUGGAAAAUUUUUAAAAGAAUGCGAUCCAAGUCAGUUGAGUGUUAUGUUUCCAGUUUGGUUGGCUCUAAUCACUUGGUUUGGAGUGAUUUCAAUAUAUCUCACUAUAUGCUUUGUCUUCACAUUAACCUUACCGAAGAUGGGACAGCAUACCUCACGAAUAACGUUUUCUUGGUAG